Messenger RNA from Nerophis lumbriciformis (worm pipefish), 1044 nucleotides. The record is from RefSeq and is a predicted model, not a curated record. Lineage: Eukaryota; Metazoa; Chordata; Actinopteri; Syngnathiformes; Syngnathidae.
AUGGAGGAGCUUGAACACACUUGUCCCCAUCCUCGGACGAUGCUGACAGAGCCUGCCAUCUUUGCCAGAGAGACCAGCUGCGAUUGCCGCGCCCCUCACGAAAAGCUCACCAUCGCUCAGGCCCGCAGAGGCACCCCAGUGGACCGUCCAGUGAGAGUUUACGCUGAUGGCAUCUUCGAUCUGUUCCACUCGGGCCAUGCUCGUGCUCUCAUGCAGGCCAAGAACCUUUUCCCUAACACCUACCUCAUUGUGGGAGUGUGCAGCGACGAGCUGACCCAUAAGUACAAGGGCUUCACCGUCAUGACCGAGACGGAACGAUACGAAGCGCUCAGACACUGCCGCUAUGUCGAUGAGGUGCUCAGGGAUGCUCCCUGGACACUCACACCGGAAUUUCUGGAGAAACACAAGAUCGAUUUUGUGGCUCAUGAUGAUAUUCCGUACUCCUCAGCAGGGAGUGAGGAUGUCUACAAACACAUUAAGGAGGCAGGAAUGUUUGUGCCCACUCAACGCACUGAAGGAAUUUCCACGUCGGACAUCAUCACCAGGAUUGUCCGGGACUACGACGUCUAUGCCCGUCGCAAUCUCCAACGUGGCUAUACGGCUAAGGAGCUUAACGUCAGCUACAUUAAUGAAAAGAAGUACCGACUACAGAACCAAGUGGACCGGAUGAAAGAGAAGGUUCGCAACGUCGAGGAAAAGAGCAAACAUUUUGUUUACCGUGUAGAGGAGAAGAGUCAUGACCUCAUUCAGAAAUGGGAAGAAAAAUCCAGGGAGUUUAUCGGCAACUUCCUGGAACUGUUCGGACCAGAUGGUACCUGGAAGCAGGUGUUUCAAGAGCGAAGUGGAAGGAUGCUCUCCUACGCGCUUUCACCCAGAGAGUCUCCUUGCAACAGCCCUCCACGUGAACUGUCUCCCCUGCGCUCGCCGUCGCCGCCAUCGCCGCCCGCUCGCUGGCACAACGCGCGGCCUUCUCCGCCGACCUCCCCCAAAGGAGCGUCGGCUUCUAUCAGCAGCAUGAGCGAAGGCGACGAGGACGAGAAGUAA